This is a messenger RNA of Catharus ustulatus (Swainson's thrush), 1250 nucleotides long. RefSeq names its product coenzyme Q10A (gene COQ10A). Gene Ontology annotation, molecular function: ubiquinone binding. The transcript is spliced from 4 exons. NCBI's taxonomy places the organism in Eukaryota, Metazoa, Chordata, Aves, Passeriformes, Turdidae. The record is from RefSeq and is a predicted model, not a curated record. The annotation marks the transcript as partial. Gene Ontology annotation, cellular component: mitochondrion. Gene Ontology annotation, biological process: ubiquinone biosynthetic process; cellular respiration.
GGGAAGCUCUGGAAGGGCUCCUGCUCCCCGGGAAGGGCCCGGCCCAGCCCGGUGCUGCCGGUGACACCGGUCCCGCCCGUUCCCCCCAGGCACACGGCCCUGUGCGGGCUCCGGCUCGCCCGGCUGGGCCGCCCGGUGCCGGUGGCCGGGGAGCCCCGAGCCCAGCCCAGCCGGGGCUUCCUGAACCUCACCAACAAGCGCAAGGAGUACUCGGAGCGCCGCAUCAUCGGGUACUCCAUGCAGGAGAUGUACGACGUGGUGGCCAACGUUGAGGACUACAAGAACUUCGUGCCCUGGUGCAAGAAGUCCGUGGUGGUGUCGCGGCGCGCCGGCCACGUCAAGGCCCAGCUGGAGGUUGGGUUCCCCCCCGUGCUGGAGCGCUACACGUCCAUCGUCACCCUGGUGCAGCCACACCUCGUCAAGGCCGUCUGCACCGACGGGCGCCUCUUCAACCACCUGGAGACCAACUGGCGCUUCAGCCCCGGCAUCCCCGGCUACCCCCGCACCAGCACCGUGGAUUUCUCGAUCUCCUUCGAGUUCCGCUCCCUGCUGCACUCCCAGCUGGCCACCAUGUUCUUCGACGAGGUGGUCAAGCAGAUGGUGGCCGCCUUCGAGCGCCGCGCCGCCAAGAACUUCGGGCCCGAGACCCGCAUCCCCCGGGAGCUCAUGUUCCACGAGGUUCACCAGACGUGAGGGUGGCCGGGCCGGGCCCCCCCGGACUGUGCCGGGCCCACCCCGAGCCCACCCCCCAAAAUAUUUAUUCAAGUGCGUUUCCGCUGCUGUUGCCUCAACGCCCCCCGGGGCUGCCGUGAGCCCCCGGUGCCAGGAGCUGUGUCCCGGCGCUGGAUUUGUAGCUGAUUUGGGGUUUUAAAUUUUGUUUUAAUUUUUUUUUUUUUUUGAGGUUCUCAAUUCUUUCUUUUUUUUUGUUUUAACCCUUUCUUUUGUUUGUUUUUUUUGUUCUUUUUUAAACUCCUCGGCCAGGCUGGAGGGCCCCGGCGGGGGCAGCUCCGGUGCCUGGGCCCCGCCGUGCUCCGGGAGAACGGGAGGAAGGGGGGGGUUGAUUGUGGGGGGGAGGGGGGAAAAACCUGCUGGGACCCCCCCCCAAUUCCUCCCCAGCUCUUCCAGAUCAAAAGGGAAGGAGCCGGCGCAGGGAGGAGCCCCCCGAGCCCCCUCCCCCGUGUCGCACACUUUGCACAAGCCACACGCACAGGGUGGGGAGGGGGCGGCUCCUGCUGCCCCCCCCCCGCCGC